Oryza sativa Japonica Group (Japanese rice) is the source of this 2080-nucleotide messenger RNA. RefSeq lists its product as uncharacterized. The record is from RefSeq and is a predicted model, not a curated record. NCBI's taxonomy places the organism in Eukaryota, Viridiplantae, Streptophyta, Magnoliopsida, Poales, Poaceae. Gene Ontology annotation, biological process: protein transport.
AGCAACGCACCCACCACCCGCAAAUCCCCCAGAUUCCAAGCCCAAAUCCAACGAAACGCUCUCCCACCCCUCAUCGCCACCGUGACUUUUUUAACAGCAGCGCCGCUCUCUCCCGGCGCCAUCCACCGCCAUGCCGCGCGGCCGCUCCACCACCACCACCACCUCCUCGUCGGCGUCCAACCCCUUCCACGCCUUCGCCUCCACCCUCCCCUUCCUCCCCUCCCCGUCCCCGUCCCCAACCUCCGCCUCGCCCUCGCCCUCGCCCCCGGCUCCCCACCUCGCCGUCCCUCUCAUCCUCCCCAUCACCUCCUCCUCCUCCGCCUCCGCCGCCGCGGCUUCCCCCGAGUCGAACCGUGGGGCGCGGAUGGCCGCGGCGGCGUCAGGCGGCAAGGCGGGGGGUGGAGGUGGUUUGGGGAAGGGCGGGGGCCCCGCGUUCGUGGGGCAGGUGUUCACCAUGCUCGACCCCUCCGGGAACGGCCUCAUGGCCGUCACCACCCGCUUCGAGCUCCCCCAAUUCCUCGCCAGCAGGACUCCUAUGUGGUUCAAAAGGAUCUUAUCGCCAUUGAAGAAGAGUGAAAAUGGUCCAGUAUUUAGGUUCUUUAUGGAUUUGAAUGAUGCAGUAUCUUAUGUUAAACGCCUAAAUGUGCCAAGUGGUAUGGUGGGGGCUUGUCGCCUUGAUGUGGCAUACGAGCAUUUCAAGGAAAAACCUCAAAUGUUCCAGUUUGUUCCAAGUGAAAAGCAGGUUAAGGCUGCCAAUAAGCUCUUAAAGUCUCUUCCUCAAAGGAGAAGAAGGAAAAAACUUGAUGGUGUCCCCGUCUUUAGUGCUCAAAACUUAAAUAUUGCCGUGGCAACGAAUGAUGGAAUUAGAUGGUAUACACCAUAUUUUUUUGAUAAAAACUUGUUGGACAAUAUUCUUGAAGCUUCAAUGGAUCAACAUUUUCACUCAAUGGUCCAAAAUCGCCACACACGGCGUAGGAGAGAUAUUGUUGAUGAUAGUUUGACAUCUGAAAUGAUGGAAGAAAGUGCAGACAGUUUCCUUGAGCCCCCAGAGGUACAAGAGUUGAUGAAUGAGAUUGGUCCAGUUGGGAUACCGCUAAAUGUUGUAACAAAAGCAGCGGAGAUUCAAUUUCUUGAUGUUGUUGAUAAAAUGCUUCUAGGAAAUAAGUGGUUGAGAAAAGCUACUGGCAUACAGCCACAAUUCCCCUAUGUCGUUGAUUCAUUUGAAGAAAGGACUGCUGCUGCAAUUGACAGGGCUGCUACUGCCAGUAGUAGUUUUACUGCUUCAAAGGAUGCUGAUUGCUUCCAAAUUAGUAAACAACCAGAAACUUUGGAGUCAGACGUUGAUAACAGCAACCGUGGAAAACAUGAAAACUCAAAUAAUGGCCAAUCUCACUUCCCAUUUAGCAACCUGCUUCCUAAUAUAUGGCCAGGUCAUGAUAGAAGUUUCAAAGCACAAGGAAGAGACAGAGCAUUCAGAAGAUGUGAUGCCAGCAUCAACAAUGAUUUACAAGCCAACCCACUUCUCCCCAAAAUCACGAUGGUUGGUAUCUCAAUGGGCGAAGGUGGACAGAUGAGCAAAGCCAACUUGAAGAAAACAAUGGAAGACUUGACUAAAGAGUUAGAACAAGCAGGCGAGAAGACUAUCUUUAGCGACGAGAAAGACCCACUCUUUGUUGCCAACGUUGGCGAUUACUCAAGGAUAACUAAGAUUAGCUCUACAUGAGACUGAUGAAGUGCUCCUGGUCCACAUUUCAGCUUAUGCACUUCGCACAUACUGAAUUUCUAACAAAACCAGCCAUGAUAGUCAAUGUUACAAUGCUAAUCUGGAAGAACAGGUUAUAGUUCUGUAAAUGUAUAUUACCACUUCCUAGGAUUUCCAGGUCUGGUAAAUCUGUAUAUUGCCACUUCUAGGAUUUCCGGAUAUACUUUGGUGUCAUAUGGUGGCUGUGUGCAUAGAAUUUUUUAUCAAUGUAUGUAGAGCAGAGUCCAGAAAGCAAGAAAAUAUGUUUUGUUUUCUGAAUUAGUUAUGUACUAGAUGGCGAGUGAAUAUAUAGCAUUGGAACAGCAUAUUCUUUAGUUC